AGUAGAAGCAAAGAAUACUUCUAUGGUAGAAGUAUGCGCAGAUUUAGUGGUGUUUGGUAUAUACAAAUAUUCCAGGAGGCUUUCGUCCAGUCAUUAUUUCUUCAUAUAUUUUGGAGAAUAUUCCGAAAUUAUGGGUGGCGAAGCUGUUAAGCGGCCUCGUGGACGACCCAGUUUAAAUAAAAAACGUAUACAGGAGCCGGUAACUGUUAAAGCUAAAAGAUCCAGAGAAUCAAAGAAAGAUAAGGAAAAAGAGGUGACAAUUAAAAAAAAGCAAAAUGAGCCUAGAAAAAGACGUAGAUCAACUUCAAAAUACUUCUCGCAAACAGAUUAUCAAAACGGUAUAGUCGGAAUUCCUUGUGCAAAACAAAAUAACAAUAAUGUUAUUACUAAACAUAUGCGUAAACGUUAUUGGAAUUCUUUUGAAGAAAUGAAAUUAAUAGAAUAUUGGCGACGUUUUUCUAAAGAAAUAACCACCUUUCAACAUCAAAUACCAGCUUUCAGGAAAAUAAAUGACUUAAUGCGACAAUCUGGAAUACACAUAACUCCUCAGGAAUGCCGCCGAAAAAUACUUGCCUUAAAAAAUAAAUUCUAUGCAGAGAAGGAACGUGCUGAGAGUGAUGAUAAUACUGAUUGGAGCUUAUACCCCAUACUGCAUGCAACAAUUUGUUUGGAUCUAGAUGAACAAAAUUUAUACGCUGAAGAGGAGACAAUUAUGAAUUAUGUUAAUAAGCUGAAUUCUGCAAUAUUUAAAACUAAUACCAACAUUUCACAAUCUGAUAAAGAAAAAAUAGCCAAUUUCGAGCCAAAAAUGGGAACAGCCGCUUGGCGAAUGAUAAGAGAUGGUCCUAAGAGUAUUUAUAAUGUGCCAUUUUUAUUAGAGUGGGAAAAAGAGAGGGUUGAGAUAAAUGAGUCAAUAUCAAAAGAAACUCCGGUGGUAAGUUUAGACAACAAGCCACCAGUAACGAAACGCUCAUAUCGUCGUAAAACAGUAUGUAGUGAUUUUACCAAGUUAAGCAACAGUUGUAAGAGCAUUUGCCUGCGAGAAAUAAUUGAAGAAAAUGAUGUUCUUAACCAAAAUCUUGAAAAUGAUCGUUUACGUUUACAGAAAUUAGAAGCAGAAUUUGAUUAUUUUUUAAUGGUUAUUAAUACUUUUAUUCUAAACAGUAUUGGACCAUUUUUAAUGAAAAGAGAUUCUACGUGUAAUGUUAGUGUUACUCAACAAAGUAAUGAUAUUGUUAACAUGACAUCUACAAAGGAAUUUGCCAAUAUAACAGAAGCGAUUUCAAUCAUUGAUGCAACGGUUUCUACCUAUUCUGGUAAAAACGAUCAUGAAACUGUUGGAAGUGAUACUGAAAUGAUGAAAGUAAGCUCCUCAAGUACACAUGAUUCUGAUUCCAGUUCUGAUUCGGAUGAAAUAUCUAACAUAAACAAUAAAAACAAUGAAAAUUCUCAAGAUGUGAUAAUCUUACCAAGUGAUUUUAAAAUAGACGGUCUUACUGAUCCUCUUGAAGAAUAUACCAAGAGAUUUCUUGAUAAUAAUUCCAGUAUUUGGAACGCUGAUAAAGAAAAUCUUGAAGCAUCUGGUAGCAGCUCCCUUAGCGAGCAUAAACAAAGAAAAGACGAUUCUGUUGUAAAUCUUGAAUUUGAUAAUGGAACCAAUCAAGAAUCCCUUGCAUUUGGUUCACAGCAUAGUAAUGGAUCUCUACAUGAUGGUACUAUGAAAUUAGAUGAAAUGAACGUUUCUUCUGAUAAUGAUUCUGAUGAAGAUGGAGCUGAACCAGGAAAUGACGAUGAAAACGUACAGCCUUCAACAUCUGAAAAAAGUAGGCAAUUGCAUCCUAUUACAGAAGUAAAAACAAGUCCUGAGAAUAUUUCUAAAAGUGUUAACAUAGUCGAACUGAGUUCUUCUGCCGAAAAAGAAAACACCAAUAGCAGCAGUACUACUAAAGUUGAAGAAGACGUUGAAGAAAUAACUUAUUUUGAUCUGUCAUCUGAUGAUGAUUAUGAUAUGAGCUAUUAGUCUUAAAUAUUGUUUGUGAAAUAUACCAAAUGUACGUAUUUAAAUAGUAUGGACAUUCAUUUAAAUGUUUAGUGAUUACUAAUAUUAAUAAGAUUUUUACUAUUUAUAAAAUA
Teleopsis dalmanni is the source of this 2133-nucleotide messenger RNA. RefSeq lists its product as uncharacterized. The transcript is spliced from 3 exons. Bases 23 to 2020 code for a protein of 665 amino acids. NCBI's taxonomy places the organism in Eukaryota, Metazoa, Arthropoda, Insecta, Diptera, Diopsidae. The record is from RefSeq and is a predicted model, not a curated record.